Molecule: messenger RNA, 1374 nt
Organism: Plasmodium vinckei vinckei
Lineage: Eukaryota; Apicomplexa; Aconoidasida; Haemosporida; Plasmodiidae
Product: lysophospholipase, putative
Exons: 1
Coding region: 1-1374 (457 amino acids)
Cellular component (GO): membrane
Molecular function (GO): lipase activity
Source: RefSeq, a predicted model, not a curated record
AUGGAGCUAUCUCAAGAAGAAGCACAAAGUGCCAAGCACAUGCUAAAAUCGGGUAAUAAAGAUCCGGCAAUAAUGGGUAAUCCUGAUAUUGGUUUUUUUACAAAUAAACAUGGUUUGAAGAUAAAAACAUUUAAAUGGCUUGUCAAGGCACCUGUAGGAAUAGUAUUUCUAGUGCACUCUUUAAAUUCACAUUGUCGAUUUGAUUAUUUAAGGCAUAAUGCCACUAUAUUAAAUAAUGAAAAGGCCGUUUUAAAUGAUGGAGAUAACUUUUAUGUCCAUAAAGAUAGUUGGAUUGAAGAACUAAACAAAAACGGUUAUUCUGUUUGUAGUCUGGAUUUACAAGGACAUGGUGAAUCAGGCUGCUUAAAGGGUGAAAAAACCUACAUUAAGAAUUUUGAUGAUUUUGCUGAUGAUAUACUUCAAUAUAUGAAUAGUAUACAUGAAUCAAUCAUUAACGAAGCUGCCAAGGAUAAUCAUGAAAAUGAUAAAAACACAAUAGAAAAAAAAAAAAGAUGCACUAAAUGUGAUUUGAUUUUAAAAGAUGAAUCUGAUGUUUGUUGUUCCAACGAAGAUAAAAUUAUAACCAAAGGUUUACGUUCACGUCAACCAGGACAUAAUCAAUAUAAAAGACCUGACUAUAACAUAGCUCCAUAUAAAACACCUAUACCAAUGUAUUUAGUUGGAUUAUCAAUGGGAGGAAAUAUUGUUUUGAGAAUAUUGGAAUUGUUAUCACAAAGAAAAUACAACUAUUAUAAUCGACUAAAUAUAAGAGGUGUUUGUUCAUUAUCAGGAAUGCUUUCAGCAAAAGGGGUAAGAAAAGAGCCUUCAUGGAAAUUUUUUUAUAUACCGAUGGCGGCAUUAUCAUCACUUUUAUUUCCAACAUUUAGAUUUUCGCCAAGUGUAUCUUGUGAAGUAUUUCCAUAUUUAAGAGAUAUAUAUACAUAUGAUAAAAUAUUUUAUGACAAACCUAUUACUAAUAAAUUUCUUUAUACAUUAUUGAAAGCUGCUGAUAAUUUAAAUAAGGAUGCAGACAAAAUACUAAAAGAUGUUCCCAUACUUCUUAUUCAUUCUGUUAACGAUCAAAAAUGCAAUCACCCAUCCGCUCAGGAUUUUUAUAAUAAAUUGAAAACUAAAAAAAAAGAAUUUCACACUUUAGAAGAUAUGGAACAUAUGAUUACAAUGGAACCUGGAAAUGAAAGAGUUCUCAAAAAACUUGUAGAUUGGCUAGAAGAUACACAAAAAACACCAAAAGUUAAAAAAAAAGUUAAAAAAAACCUCAGAAGUGAUACUGACAAGAGUGUCUUACCAAAGGAGGCAUCACCAACGCAAGGCACUGGUGUUUUAACCGAUCUUCCAAAGGACAAAGCUCCAUAA